ACCGGGCGUGGCCAAAGCGGCCCCGAGAGGCUUGUUUGCUCGGCCAGCAGGGCGGAGGCGGCGGCGGGGACCCCCGUUUCCCAGCGAGGAAGAGGAAGAGGAACCGAUGGGACCCCAUUGGCGCCGGCCACAAGCUUGAAAAAGCCGAGCCAACUUGGCGCAAAGUUCCCCAGUUCCCGUCAGGCUGCUCCAGCGGGAGGGAAACCCUGGAGGAGUAGACAGACUUGAUCCAGCCCUGGUGGUGGAAAGGGCUGUGUUGGCAGUCCUCAACUUACGACCGCAGUUGUUGCUGCCCUCUAAAAGAUGCACUACUACCGGUAUCCUUCUGCUGAAAUCAGCUGUUGGUAUAAAUAUCUCCUCUUCAGCUACAACAUCAUCUUCUGGUUAGCUGGUGUUGUCUUUCUUGGAGCUGGUCUUUGGGCAUGGAGUGAAAAGGGUGUGUUGUCUGACCUAUCCAAGAUGACUCGCCUGCAUGGCUUUGAUCCUGUGUUCCUUAUCUUGUUCGUUGGAGGGGUGAUGUUCGUUCUGGGGUUUGCCGGCUGCGUGGGAGCCCUGCGUGAAAAUAUUUGCCUUUUGAAAUUUUUCUGUGGGACCAUCGUGCUCAUUUUCAUUCUGGAGUUGGCCUUGGCUGUUCUGGCAUUCUUGUUCCAGGACUGGGUGAAAGACCGAAUAGAAACUUUCUUCAAAAACAACAUUAAGGCCUACAGAGAUGACAUUGACUUGCAGAACCUCAUUGAUUCAUUGCAAAAAAUGAACCAAUGUUGUGGUGCUCAGGAUCCAGAUGAUUGGAACCUCAACAUUUAUUUCAACUGUAGCAGUGCGAGCAAAAGUCGGGAAAGAUGCGGAGUCCCCUUUUCCUGUUGUAUCCAAGAUCCUGCACAAAAUGUGGUGAAUACCCAGUGUGGCUAUGAUGUCAGAAAUAUGCCUUCAUCGAAUUGGAAUGAACGAAUCUUCAUGAGGGGCUGCAUCACUGCUCUGCUAACCUGGCUGCCCAGAAAUAUUUAUAUUGUUGCAGGCGUCUUUGUUGCGAUUUCAUUAUUGCAGAUAUUUGGGAUUUUCCUGGCUAAGACGCUGAUUUCUGAUAUUGAUGCAGUGAAGUCCGGCUUUUAUUUACCAAGAUAAAAACUAUCCACAAAGACCAAUUGAUCUUCAUUCUUUGUACCACGAUUGUAAAGGGAAACGAAAGGAAGCCGGAGGCUUAGAAAACAUUGAAUUCAUCUAGAACUUAAAGCCACUAUAUGUCUUUGGUUAAAAUGCUGGAUGGCCUCCUGCUCUAAUUUUUGUGAAUUGUUUUUCAACAUUGUUUUGUUUGAAGGAGACACAUUCACCUCCAGCCUUCCUCUGCAUGCUGAUGGGUGAAGACCAGGGCGUGCAACCCCAACCUCCUCUUAGUGAUGUCCGUAUCAGGACCACUGUCUCUAUUUUCUUUUUUCCUCCUUUUUCUUUACAAUAUUUUGAAAUUAGAAUGUUACAUUCCAAAUGUUGAUCAGUGCCUAGAAAAAAAAAAAGAAGUCGCACGAUGCCAAAUAAUUAUAUCUUAAGGGUGUGGAGAUGGGAGAGAAAGGCCUGUAAGAUUAUGCUGAUACUGAAAACACGUUCAGGGAAUAUUGUGCAUGUUGACAAAUGGAAGUAUAUUGUUUGUGAGUUUUUACAUGGAAGCCAUGUAUGUAGAGUUGUAUGGAUGGGUGGGAUGAACAAUUCCUGAUCUUCCUUAACCCUUUGGUUGGACCUCAUGCAUAGAGAAGAUGGGUGUUUUCCUCUUGUGGAACAGUUCCAAUUAAUCCAUUUGAGAUGGAAUGAGAUCUGGAGAGGACACUGGCUUUGCUUCAGAAGGAACUCUCAUCAGAUUGAAAAUCUUUACCUAAGUGGAUUUAUAAAAACAAACAAACAAAUGCUAUUCUUUUCAUUCUCUGGUGUCGAGACUGGAUUCUCGUCAUUUCUUUAUUUUAGACUUUUGUAAAAUUGGUCUUGUUAUUUAUAGAGGUUUGGAAAAGAGAAUGUAUUGUUCUGCAGCAUAGCUAACAUUGCAGGAAGUGAUUACACAUGAUACAAAAUCACAUUCACUGACUGUCAUUGCUAAAUUUAAUGAAGUAUAGUUCUAAAAAAAAAGUCACACAUAGAACUGAAAUACGUUCUAUUUCCCUCCCUCUCUAUGAUAGCAUUUAAAACUGGUUUUCCUAAAUAUUAAGGAAAAAUUGGAUGCAUUUAAACAUUCAAAUGUGUUGAGAGGAGAAAACAACACAGAAUGCCUUAUGUAUAGUUCACUUUUCUUCUGUGGAUAGUUGGAGUACUUAGACUUAUUGGACAUUAGCUCAACCUGAAAAAAGGGUCUACAACACGUCUUUGGAGCUUGGAACACAUAAACCAUGCAUGAUGUCUUCAACGGCUUAUUUAAUUUCAUAUUUACUGCUUCUCUGAAAGCUGAACUGCCUAUAAAUACUGGAAGGCCUUCAGAUAUGAAAGCUGAGUGUCAUCCUGCCCAGGCUAUUGUAAAUUAAACAGGAGUUUAAUUUUCUGUGGUCCUUCAGGUUUUACUGAACUAGCUUUUCCAAGUUCUUUGGAGAAGGUAGCCCAGUGGGGCUUGUAGCUCAACAACAGGGCAUCUUCUAAUAAUGGUCAAAGCCUGCAGGUUGGAAAUUUGAGGACUUGCAGGUUCAAGAUGAAGGGCAGAUCCAACUUAGAAGACAAUGAUCUGGCACAUAUCAGACAAAAAUUUUGUUUUCUGAAAAUGUGAAGAAUACAGUUGAGUCUUAUGGAACGUGCACUAUUUUUUCCAGGAAACUAAUCUGUGAUUGUCAUGGGCAUUGAUGACUGGAGCUUUUACACCUUAGAGGGUUCUUCAGUAAUUUCAGUUUAUAUUCCUCUAAAAUACAGCUUUGGGACAAUGUAGUCAAUUAUGUAUUUCAGGGAUUAUUAGAAUAAUUUCACAGUACGUCAUUUAGCCAAUACACACUUACUUGGGAGAGAGUCUUAUUAACUAGAUGUAUUUCCAUAUGGGCAUUUAGAGGAUUACACUGGACAUGAAACACUUUGACUACUUUAAGAAAAUAUCUAAGCAUUAAAGCUGAUUAGCUACAAUUGGACUGAUGUCUUCAGAUUGGUUCAGGUUUCUAAUUCAGUUUAGAAAACUGAGUUACGUUUAUUAUUAGAUGUAGUCUUUUAAGUGUAGAUCUGGUCUUGAUUUGGAGGCAUUCGAUUCAACAAUUUACAUUGCCUUUCCAAUUUGAUUUGACCACCAUAUACUAUUUAAUACUGCAGUAUCAAAUCAACUAUAAGGUUUUACAAAGCCUUAGUAAGAUCACACCUCGAGUACUGUAUCCUGUUGUGGUCACCACAAUAUAAAAAAGUUGUUGAGACUUUGGAAAGAGUGCAGAGAAGAGCAACAAGGAUAAUUAGGGGUCUGGAAGCUAAAAUAUGAAGAACAGUUACAGGAAUUGGAUAUGUGUAGUCUAAUGAAAAGUACAAACAUCCCUUUCACAUCAACAUCAGAACUGUUUGUACAUUCAGCCCUAAAUUUUAACAAGCAUCAAUGAUUCUGAAUGAAUUUGUGAUAACAUAUUUUGUAUCCAACAUCCUGAUUUCUCCAAUUCAGCAAAGUGUGAUCCUGUUUAUCAUUACAACUUCAGUAGUAAUUCAAGGCAACAGUGAGAAGAGAAUGCAUGAAACAUACAAAGAAUGAUUGGAGGAACUGGGUAUGUAGUCUAGUAAAAAGAAGGACAAGGGAUGACAUGAUAGCAGUGUUUCAAUACUUGAAGAACUGCCACAAGGAAGAGGAGGCCAACUUAUUUACCAAAGCACCUGAAGGCAAGAGAAGAAACAAUGGAUGGAAACUAAUCAAGGAGAGAAGCAACCUAGAACUAAGGAUAAAUUUCUUAAUAGUGACAGCAAUUAACCAAUGGAAAGGCUUGCCUUCGGAAGUUGUGGGUUUUGAAAGUUGUGGCUUUCAAAAAAAGAGUGGACAACCAUUUAUCUGAAAUGGUAUCUGAAAAGGGUCUCCUGCAGGGGGGUUGGACUAGAAGACUCCAAGGUCCCUUCCAACUCUGUUAUUCUAUGUUCUAUUUAUGUGUAAGUCUCCAUGUUGAGUAUUUGCAUACCACUACAAAAAUGUAUGUUUGAGUGUCCUUUGAAAAUUAUUAGGGUGCCAAAGUGCAUAAUGUGGCUUGAAUUUUACAACUUUUCAUUGUGGUUGGUUUUUCAGGAAUGCAACUUUCAUAAUCUGACACCGUAUGAAGCUUGAAUUUGUAUAAUUUUAUAUAUAUUUAAAGCUAUUCAGUUCCAUAAAAAUGCACUGUUUAUACAA
This is a messenger RNA of Pantherophis guttatus, 4300 nucleotides long. It is a transcript of the gene TSPAN14, whose product is annotated as tetraspanin 14. NCBI's taxonomy places the organism in Eukaryota, Metazoa, Chordata, Lepidosauria, Squamata, Colubridae. The record is from RefSeq and is a predicted model, not a curated record. Gene Ontology annotation, cellular component: plasma membrane.